Messenger RNA from Manis javanica (Malayan pangolin), 1929 nucleotides. RefSeq names its product tRNA methyltransferase 11 homolog (gene TRMT11). Lineage: Eukaryota; Metazoa; Chordata; Mammalia; Pholidota; Manidae. The record is from RefSeq and is a predicted model, not a curated record. Gene Ontology annotation, biological process: methylation. Gene Ontology annotation, cellular component: cytoplasm. Gene Ontology annotation, molecular function: nucleic acid binding; tRNA (guanine(10)-N2)-methyltransferase activity.
ACCGCGCCCGCCACGCAGGCGCACCGUGGCCUGCUGCAAUGGCGCUGCCGUGCGUCCUGAACAGGUACCUGCUGCUCAUGGCUCAGGAGCACCUGGAGUUCCGCCUGCCGGUGUUGCCCUCUACUGCCCAGAAGCUCUACUCUCUGGAGCUGCUCAGCACCUGAAGCAAUGGUGGGGAUCACAGGAAAUAAAGUCUUUACUUUCACUUUUUGGUGGUCAGUUCACCAGUAGCCAGGACACUUAUGGAAAGUCUCCUUUUUGGAUUCUUACCAUUCCCUCUGAAGAUAUUGCCAGAAACUUAAUGAAACGGACAGUGUGUGCCAAGUCCAUAUUUGAAUUAUGGGGUCAUGGAAAAUCUCCAGAGGAGCUGUAUAAUUCUCUUAAAAACUACCCUGUGGAGAAGAUGGUUCCAUUUCUACAUUCAGAUUCCACCUAUAAAAUAAAGAUUCACACAUUUAAUAAAACUUUGACACAAGAGGAAAAAGUCAAACGAAUAGAUGCACUUGAGUUUCUACCAUUUGAAGGAAAAGUGAAUUUAAAGAAGCCACAGCAUAUAUUCUCUAUUUUGGAAGAUUAUGGUUUGGACCCAAACUGCAUCCCUGAGAAUCCACGUAAUAUUUAUUUUGGUAGAUGGAUUGCAGAUGGACAGAGAGAGCUUAUUGAGUCAUACAGUGUCAAAAAGAGACACUUUAUUGGAAAUACAAGCAUGGAUGCUGGUUUAUCAUUUAUUAUGACUAACCAUGGAAAAGUGAAGGAAAAUGAUAUUGUCUUUGAUCCAUUUGUUGGAACAGGUGGCCUUCUGAUAGCAUCUGCUCAUUUUGGUGCGUAUGUAUAUGGGACAGACAUAGACUACAACACAGUUCAUGGUUUGGGAAAGGCGAGUAGGAAAAACCAGAAAUGGAGAGGACCAGAUGAAAACAUUAGGGCAAAUCUUCGUCAGUAUGGUUUAGAGAAGUAUUACCUUGAUGUCCUGGUUUCAGAUGCAUCUAAACCUUCCUGGAGGAAGGGCACAUAUUUUGAUGCAAUAAUCACUGAUCCCCCAUAUGGUAUUAGAGAAUCUACAAGAAGAACAGGUUCACAGAAGGAAAUACCAAAGGUAAUAGAAAAAUGUCCAGAAAGCCAUGUGCCUGUUUCCUUGAGUUACCAUCUGAGUGAUAUGUUUUUUGACCUGUUAAAUUUUGCGGCAGAGACCCUUGUAUUAGGUGGAAGACUCGUCUACUGGUUACCAGUAUACACACCAGAAUACACUGAAGAAUUGGUACCCUGGCACCCUUGCCUGAAACUCAUUAGCAACUGUGAGCAGAAACUUUCCAGUCACACAUCAAGGCGCUUGAUAACAAUGGAAAAGGUGAAGAAAUUUGAGAACCGGGACCAGUAUUCACAUCUGCUAAAUGAUUACUUUCUGCCAUACCAAGGUCAUAAUUCCUUCCGUGAGAAGUAUUUCAGUGGGGUAACAAAAAGAAUUGCCAAGGAAGAGAAAUCUAGCCAGGAGUGAAAAUUAAGAUUUUGACAAUGGAGAAGGAAUAAGGAUAUGAUAGAAAAUACAUCUGGAUGUGACCUUUCAUGUAUGAUAAAGAAAACAUAUACUGUUUUAAAUAAUUUUAUGUAACAAAAUAAAUGCUGCCAAGUAAAUCAAGCAAUUCUUUUACAGUUAGCUUUGUUUUAUAGACUGUUUUGUUGUAUGUGGUCUUUUGAACCUUAUUUAAUUUAUAUUUGUACUUCCAAGUAUUAUGGAAAUUGAGACAGUUAUAUUUUUGAUAAUUAAUUUACAAAGGAACCAAUAUUGUCUUUUUAAACAGAUAAUAGCUGGGUAUGUUUAGGAGGUUAAUCGUGGUUGGGAAUUUAUUCAUUCAGUAGAUUUCUUUAAUUUGGUUUUUGAUUGUAAUUGAUUUAUACUGCCACUAAUAAAGCUCACUGAGGUUUCCUAAA